UAUGCGCAGUUGGCGAUCUUGCUUGGGCACUCUGGCACGACAGAGCAUAAGCCGCUGAUCCUGACGUGCGUAACUCGCUUGGCCGCGAAGAAGAUGCCCUCGAAAACAAGCCCCACACACCAUGCGGUCGCAUCAGAGUUGCAAGGAAAGGAGCAGUUCUUCAAAUGCAGUGGGAUAGAAUUUGUCGACAUCACCGUCUCUGAGAACGCUUCGCAAAUUCUGCGACCCCAGGUUUCAUCUCCUGUCACCAUAGAUUGGCAGGACAUAACCUUUCGUGUUCAAGCCGGCAAAGGAAAGAAAACGCUGCUUAGUAGCCUUUACGGGAGGGCGUCUCCAGGCACACUGACGGCCGUCAUGGGACCAUCCGGGGCCGGCAAAACUACUCUGCUCAACAUAUUAUCAGGCUUCUAUGAUAAAGGCUACGCAGGUGAGGUCCACGUUAACGGCUAUGUUCGUGACCCCAAGCUCUUCAAGAUGCAAAGCUGUUACGUUAUGCAAGACGACUGCUUGCUGAAACACUUGACUGUGCGUGAAACCCUCGGAAUGAAAGUCGAGCUGUGCAUGCCGGAUCUUGACGACGGAAAUAUUUCCCAUUUUGUAGCAGAAACCAUAAGCAAAUGGGGCCUGAACGACUGCACCAACACGCUGGUGGAAUCACUUUCGGGCGGAGAAAAGAAGCGCCUGUCUAUUGCACAGGAACUCAUCGGAAACGCACCACUAGUAUUCCUGGACGAGCCAACAAGUGGAAUGGACAACACUUCGGCACUGCGCUGCGUUCGCGUGCUCAAGUCGCUUGCUUCGUGCGGACACACCGUGAUUUGUGCAAUCCACAAUCCAAGCUCUGCACUGUUCUCGCAUUUCGACAGACUUUACGUGCUUUCGGAAGGAAGAUGCAUAUACAAUGAUUCGGGGAACAAGCUGUUGGCAUUUUUGGCCUCUCAAAACCUUCACUGCCCACUUCACACCAACCCUACUGAUUUCAUUACAGAGAUAGCCGCUGGAGAACAUGGAGAAGUGAGAGGGAACUUGUCCAAGCUGUUCAUUCCCAAUCAAUUCACUCAAGACAUAAAUAAAUGCAUUGACUCUUUUGAGUUCAGCCCUCACGGAGGACAGCCUAUGACUGAGAAGGAAAAGGAGGAGCAAAUGCAUCAGUACCGGUUCCGAGUAAAACGCCAUCGGCAGUUCCUGACAUUAUUGAAGAGGUGCUUCAUUUGCAUCAUUAGAAACCAGGUUACCGCGUUCACCCGCAUAGCGUCAUGUGUGUUCUUCGCUCUCCUGUUGUCCAUUUUGUACUACGGUUGUGGCAGCAGGGCUGCGCAGGUUCGGGACACGGCUGCCUUGUUUGCCGUCACUACGUUCAUCCUACUGCUGGGAUUCGUAAGCAGCACCGUACUCAUACUUCCCUUGGAGAUGGACGUUGUCAUGCGAGAGCAAAGAAACAGGUGGUACGACCCAAGUGUGUACUACGUUGCAAGACUAAUCGCCGAAUUGCCAUUUACGAUCGUCUGUCCUCUCAUUAUGAUUGGUAUCGUCCACUGGACCACUUCUCAGCCCAUGGAGUUGCCUCGGAUCGCCAUCAUCGCGCUUUUCGCUAUCCAGAUGUCCUCAGCGAGUCAAAGCAUUGGUUACAUUUGCUCGGCGCCUCUGAAGCCUGAGCUGGCUGUAAUCGUGGGCCUGGCGUCGACGGCACCGAUCUUCUUGUGCAGCGGGUUCUUGGUGCAACGGCGGUUCCUGCAACCGGCUUUCGCAUGGCUUCCGUACUCGACACCUAUGUUCUACGUGCACCGAGCAAUGAUGACUGCGCUAUUCGGUGGAGGCCGCGGUCAACUGGAGUGCGACGAACGAGAUGCCGACGUACUGUGCGUUCCCGUGGACGGCGCGCAAGUGUUGCACGUACUGGACGCAGAAGACGUGGACGUUGUGGCGUAUUCCGGUAUUGUGUUGGCUAUGGACUUGCUACUGAAGGUCAUCGGGUUCGCGCUGCUGAAGUGGAGGCUUAGGCGCCAUCGCUGAGAAAAAGAGGCAGUCAACGACGCCCGGUUGAGCCAGCCUAGCAUGCGCGCCAUAUUCGGCACUUCAGUAAGACAUGAUUGUUUUAGUGCAAAUGUUCUGCAUGAAAAGAAAUAACCAGUGAAAGGAAAAAGAGACAGAAAGACAGGUGCUGUCAUUCUCUCUGCUCUAUCCUUUCACAAGUUUUUUCUUUUCUGUAUUUUUGUGCUACAAAAAUCAUGUCCUACUGUAAACACCAACUCGCCUCGCAACGUUUUUACAUAAAUACGCAUUUGGUGCCGCAGAUAAACUACACUGCCUAGAAUAUACUUACCUCCCCUCCCUCCCUCCCUCCUGUCCCCCACGGCCUUUCGCGCGACGGAAGAGGUCGCGUUUGCUCUCCGCCGUGCGUUCGCUCCCGGUGGAAGCGCGCGUCCCUCGCGCGCUUUCACUCGCACAUACAGCAUAUGGUGCGCGGCGCCGAUUUCAUCGCCGUUGGACUCUAUACAGAACCUCACGGCGACGGGACAGCGACGGCGACGCCGACGGCAGAAAUCCGCGUGAGGUGUCCAUAUAAUUGCUAUCGCAACAAUAAUAAAAAAAUAGAGAGAAUAAGAGGAAAACAAAAUUCAGCACGAUUUGUGAAGGCUUUGUAUCUACCCGCAUACGUUUUCCUUCUUGCGCGUUUCAUGUACUCAGCCAGCACUGACACUGCUAGAAUUAAGAAAACAGCUGAAUGAAAUCGAAUUGUCAGAAGUGCGGCUUUUCUUU
Molecule: messenger RNA, 2760 nt
Organism: Dermacentor silvarum
Lineage: Eukaryota; Metazoa; Arthropoda; Arachnida; Ixodida; Ixodidae
Product: ATP-binding cassette sub-family G member 1-like
Cellular component (GO): plasma membrane
Molecular function (GO): ATP binding; ABC-type transporter activity; ATP hydrolysis activity
Source: RefSeq, a predicted model, not a curated record